This is a messenger RNA of Plectropomus leopardus (leopard coralgrouper), 4693 nucleotides long. NCBI's taxonomy places the organism in Eukaryota, Metazoa, Chordata, Actinopteri, Perciformes, Serranidae. The record is from RefSeq and is a predicted model, not a curated record.
GAAGCCUCCUCCAUCUUUAUCCUGGACGUACCUGCCCUAACCGUCAAAAACGGCGGAAACAGUUGUUUACAGGCUGUGAAUUUACGGAUCCGCACGCACCAUGCCGAAAAUAACGAUUUUGAAGGUCGAGAGCCCGUCCAGCCUCUGGGGUCGGGUCAUUCAGGAUCCCAGCUGUGACGCCGAGACCACAAACCAGUACGACAGUCUGCUGGCUCAGAUGAACCUUUUCUACCAUGACGUCACUCAGGACCUGCGCAAGCUGAAGCCGCCAUCGUUAGAGGAGGGACAGGUGUGUGUGGUGUACUGGUCAGUGAUAAAGUCGUGGUGUCGGGCGUUGGUGGAGUCGAUCAUCAUGGACUCCAUGUCCUGUCAUGCUCGCUGCUUCCUGGUUGACCACGGAGAGCGACUCAUCGUCCCGUCAGACCAGAUCCGCGUCGCUGUGCAGACCUUCCUCCGGCUCCCGUUCUGGGUGAGAAAGUUCCACCUGGCGGGAAUCAAACCGAAAACCCUGCGAGUGUCUUUCCUUGAGGAGAAGGCGCAGCUCGUUCCGUCCACUAAGUGGGACAGCUCUGCUACCCUCUACCUGCACAGCCUGCUGCAAGCGUCGACUCUGGCUGAGGCCGUGUUGCUUGAGUCAGAGUCAGACUCCACCUCUGUUAAGCUCUACCUGACGGUACGAAACAUCAAGAUCUGUGUCAACGACGAUCUGGUGGCCAAGAAGUUUGCGUAUUACAGCAGAGAUUUAGCUGACAGCGACGUGCUGGAUGAGAUGGACAAAUACCCCGUCAUGCUGCCCUCCAGCAUCUUAACGCAGACUGUCUGCAAGACCUCAAACCAGCGGACAGCACAAACCCAAGCACCUCCGGGUAAACACACGGGCGUCACUUCCUCCGGAGCAGGUGAUUGGCUGGCGACUCUCAUGUCACAGCAGAGCCGACAGCACGAGCUGCAGACCUGUGAAGAAGGCAGCGGGUCAAAGGUCACAGACAAACAACUGUCCCCAGGCUGCCGCUCGCAGAACGGCUCAGACGCUGCUGCAGAAAGUGACUCGACGGAGGACACUGACUCGUCUCUGGCUGCAGCUCUGACUAAAAACCUCAGUCUGUUCAGGUUCCUAAAGUUUCUGAAUCCUGCCAGCAGCCUCCAGCAGGCGGCGCCCUCUGUCGGUCAGCAUAAAGAGCUAAAAGACUGUCGACCUGAAGAGACGACUGCAGCCUCCGGCUCCGGCUCAGGACAGGAAAUGAGCGCUGCCAACACAGCUUCAGCCGUUCAUGAGCCGGGAACACCACACAGGCAAACAUUGUUUGGUAUGAGCAGAGAAAGUGGAGCUGAAGGUCUCUGUGAGAGCGCUCAGGCUGAAUAUCUGGCAGAGGAAGAAACGAGCAGUUCGAGUCGAUCAGUGGAGUCAGGACCGGCGGAGAAGACGUGGAGGACUGAAGAGGACUGGGCCUGUUCACGCUUUUUGGAGUGGUUGAACCCGCAGCCUCUGAACCCCGAUCCAGACGCCGCAGACGACACGGUCGUUCCCAGAGAUCCCAGGAGCAGCGGGAUUCUGGUGCACUCUGCCUUCCCAGUUGAGCCCUGCAGCAGCCUGGAUGACGCCCCCCUUACGGACUCUCUUCGCUGGGUGUUGCGGAGGAAGCAGUACAGCUCUCUGUCUCCGGCUGACUGUUACAGCUGGCCAGCCGUGGCUCGAGGAUGCAACACCGCCAUCGUCUCCCAACACGCCAACCAGCCGCUCAGCUACCUCGGCCCGCUCCUCACACACAUCCUGCUCAACUCCAUCCACAUCUCCGUCUCCAGCACAGGGCCCGUAGCGGUGCUGCUGUGUCCGGGCUGGGAGAAGGUCCAGGCCGUGUACGACCUGCUGGAGGAGAUGAAGGUCACCUCAGUCCUGCACCCCAUCAGUGUGUUGCUGGGUAUCGGCAAAGAUGAGGCCAAGGCUGUCAGGAUCCCCAAAAACUGCCUGCUGUUAGUGACCACGCCCUUCAGUUUGGUCCGUCUGCUGUCCUGCCACUGCUUCCUGUUCCUGCGUCUGUACCACCUCGUCCUGGACGAGGCCGACCAGCUCUUUACUCUGGCUCCUGAUCAGAUGGCGACCAUCUUGCAGCACUUCCAGAAGGUGACGUCCAGCGAGGAGAAUGCGUAUUGUCCUCAGCAGCUCAUCGCUGUGGCAAAAAGAUGGACCAGUCACAUGGAGGGUUUAUUGGCCAAUCACAUGCCAUACCCCUGCGUCGUCAUGAGCAGCCCUGGGGAGGCUGCUCUGUACGGGAACGUUCAGCAGAUCAUCCUCAUGACUCUGGAGAGCAGUAAGGUCUCAGAGCUGUUGGGUGCGUUGGAUUUCAACCCCGGUGUCGGCCAGAAGACUCUGAUCAUAGCUAAUUCUGCUGGGGACGUUGAAGACGUGUUCAAGGCUGUGACCACCAAAUCAGCAUUCUGCCUCAAGACCCACGAGGGGUUAACACACCUGUUUGACUUUGUCGUCCAGCAGUGGGGGAAGGACAUCGGCCCCGGCACUCACGUUAUUCUGGUGACCACCACCGAGUGUCUCAAGUGUCUGGGAAUCAGAGACGCCACUUGUGUCGUCCACUACGGCUUCCCCACUUCCCCCAGAGUGUUUGGCGAGCGACUCUUCGGCAUGGUGGAGAACUUCAGAAACCUCUCUGAACGAGUUUCCUCCCAGGAUCAGACGGGGAGCUCUGUUCUCACCCGCUCGGUGCUGCUGAUCUCUGAGAGGAACGCCUGUCACGUGGUCAGGGUUCUGCGUUACCUGGAGCGAACCAACGCCUCGCUGCCCUCCGAGCUGCUGUCCUUCGCCCACGGCGUCCACGUGGCCCAAGAGGACCAGAAGACCGAUAAGCCUCUCUGCAGCUACCUCAAGAGCUUCGGAGUCUGCCGAGACAGCGGUGUGUGUCCCGACCGUCACAGAUUCGUUUCCCAGCUGGAUCAUUCGGAGCUUCCCGCCUCAGGAGUCAUAGAGGUUGUGCCUCUCUGCAUUAAGACGGCGUCAGUGUUCUACGGUCGGAUUGUCAAGAAGGAGGACGGAGGUUUUCAGAACAUGGCGUCUGAGAUGAACUCUUACUAUGCAGACAAGAAACCCGGAGCCGAGGAGGUGCUGGAGGGAGGCCUGUACGCCGUGCAGGAGGACGACGCCUUCCACAGGGUGAAGAUCCUGUCCGUCCCAGACCGAGGCGACUGUCUGUUUUUCAGCGUCUUUGUUGGGUUCAUUGAUGUGGGAAAGGAGGAGGAGGUCAAAUCCCAUCAGCUGCUGCAGCUCCCGCCGCAGUUCCACUCUCUGCCCGGCCAGGCCGUGCAGAUCGUCGUCUGUCAGGUCAAACCUGUCGACGCCGACACCGACUGGCACCCCAAGGUCACCAGAGCGAUCAGCCAGAAGAUCCGAGGUCUGCAGCACCGAGCAAGAGCCGUUUUUAGUCUGGGAAACACUGUUUUUGUUGAUCCCAUGGUGCGUGUGACGAAGGUGCCAGGAAUGAAAACUGUCAUCAAUGAGUACAGCGUGCAGGCGGAGAUCCUGAACUCUGGGAUGGGAGUCCGCAACCCGGAGCACCUGGACCUGCUGAGGGCGCUCUGCCGGGAGAGCGGCGAGGGGGCCGGUAUCGGCUCCAGGUCGGGAGACGGGCCGGCGUCUCUGCAGGUCAAAGCUGAAGCCGUCAGAGAGGCGGAGGUCACCCGGCUCGCUGACCUUCCUGAACUCGAACCGUGUGAGCCGCUCAGUCCAGAACCUGCAGUGAUCCAGUCUCUGGUCCCAGCAGCACCAGUACCACCAGCAGCCCAGAUCUCCCCGAUUCCAGCGUUUGAUCAGAACCAGAGAAACAGCCACACCGCUGAUCUCAGGUCAGCCGAGGAGAUGAUGAGGAUCAGAGAUGAAGAACUUCUCCCCUCGACCAGCCGGCCUGCUCCUCUGACGCCCGCUGAGAACGGUGUGUCUGCAGGUGACGAUCAAAGCAUCAGCCGACAGGUCAUCGGCGCUGAUGAGAUGAAUUGUGACGACUCCACUAAAAGUUUCCAUCCUCCGGUGCGUUGGUACCAGACGCCCGACGCGGUGACGGUGACGCUGAAGCUGAUGAACCCCGAGAGGCAGCGCUGUGAUUUCUACCCCGACAGAGUCGUCUACAGUGGCCGAGCAAACAGCCGCACCUACAGAGCCGACCUGCAGCUCCACGCCGACGUCGCUGCUGACCGCUGCCGCUGGGAGAUGAAGUCCAACGAGCCCGUCCUCAAACUGGUCAAACAGCAGCAGGGACACUGGGAGAGACUCCUCAGGAACAAGAAUAUUUUUGUGAGUUACGACAUGGAGCACAUUGAAGAGGAUGAAGACAGAACGCCGAACGGCCUGCUGCUGCUGUGGGAACCUUUCAACCUGCCCCUUAACUCGGCUGUAGCAGCCGGCGCCCGUUUGGCGGUCCCCAUCUACUACGACCAAGGCCGUGUCCAGGAUUUGAGGACAGUGGGGGCCCAGACCUCUGGAGGAACAAGAAAAAAUCGCCAAUCACUGGGCCCUGUGGGUUUCAAAGGCGGCGAGAUGCUCAUUUCUCCUCUCAGAGCGCUGAAUAAAGACGGGAGCAUUCACAGGAUCUGUGUGAACUGGCGGCGGCGGCGCGGUGGCGGCCUCGGCUCUCUGCUCGGAGGUGACCACACCGGCAACACAAACAGAAGCUCAGGGAAAACAGAUUGA